AUGUCGCUUGUUGUGGAAUGUGGACUUCCGUCAGUCAGGUCCGCUCUUUCUGGAGCUAACGGUCCGAGAGUUACAUGGAUCAGAUCUCUAGCAACGGUGAGUCAGGUGUUGAGAGGCGGAGCUUGGGCUCUUCCUCAUGGAAGACAUCCUAUCAUUACCCUUUUGAAGGCGUGCCUCCCAAACGAGCUUCCAGACAAAAAUUCACCUCUAGACGACUUCUUCCUGUGGAGAAACACGAUUGGACCUCCACCAGGAAUCUUUUCUUCGGCAAAGACCUGGAUUCUCUUCAUCCUUCUUCUCCCUCUCUCCCCUGGACCAAAACGAGGAAGCAAGAGUGGUCAAGAGAAAGACCGAGCCCGUAGUGGCAGAGAAAUAAGUCGUUCUAGCCCUGAAGAGUCAGGAACAGCCACAGGCACGUGUUAUCGCAGCUCCUCGGAUUCUGAACAUCCCAGAGGCUUCUUUGGAUCUGAACCUGCCAAGUUGAGUUUCAUGAAGUUGUCGUAG
Molecule: messenger RNA, 504 nt
Organism: Microthlaspi erraticum
Lineage: Eukaryota; Viridiplantae; Streptophyta; Magnoliopsida; Brassicales; Brassicaceae
Source: the annotation of a GenBank genome assembly